GCUUUCCACCUCAACUGCUCUUGUUUGGUCCUCUGCUGCUUUCCUUUCCCUUGUCUUUCACUCGUCGGUUCCCUUCUCCCAAACGUUUCCCCAAUUUCCCCAAUCCCCACUAAAAUCCCAUCCCAUCCCAUCCCGUCCCGUCCCGUCCCACCCUUUCCUCCUUUGAAACCUAGGGGGAAGGAAACAAGCGAAGGAGAAGAGUAGGAGGGGAGGCGGCAAGACUCAUGGCGGCGGUUGCGGUCCAUCAGUUCGCGCAGUGCAUUACCUGCCACGCCUGGAGCCCGGAUCGGACGAUGGUUGCAUUUUGUCCAAACAAUAAUGAACUACACAUCUAUAAAUUCAUUAAAGACAGGUGGGAGAAACUGCAUGUUCUUUACAAGCAUGACCAAAUCAUAUCUGGAAUAGAUUGGAGCAUGAGAUCCAAUAAAAUUGUAACAGUUUCACAUGAUCGGAAUUCAUAUGUUUGGAACCAAGAAGCUUCUGAAUGGGUACCUACCCUUGUCAUUCUCAGGCUAAACCGAGCUGCUCUUUGUGUUCAGUGGAGUCCUAAAGAAAACAAGUUUGCUGUUGGAAGUGGGGCCAAAACUGUUUGUGUAUGUUACUAUGAGCAAGAGAAUAACUGGUGGGUUAGUAAGCUUAUCAGGAAAAAGCAUAAUUCUUCUGUUACAGGUGUUGCAUGGCACCCUAACAACAUUCUUCUUGCAACAACAUCUACUGAUGGUAAGUGUCGAGUUUUUUCAACUUUCAUCAAGGGUGUCGAUCCAAGGGAUUCAGGAGCAAGCUCUUCUAAUGAAUUAAAAUUUGGAGAGCAAAUUGCACAACUUGAUCUCUCUUUUACUUGGGCAUUUGGUGUGAAAUGGUCUCCAAAUGGCAAUACCUUGGCUUAUGCAGGUCACAACUCUAUGAUUUAUUUCAUCGAGGAUGUUGAAUCUUCUCCUUCUGCACAAACUGUCGCCUUCCGUGAUCUGCCUCUCCGUGAUGUCCUUUUUGUUUCUGAGAGAAUGCUAAUUGGUGUGGGAUUUGAUUGCAACCCCUUGGUUUUUGCUGCUGAUGAAACAGGACUAUGGAGCUUUGUGAAAUUCUUAGAUGAGAAGAAAACAGCACAAUCAAGCUCGAAGUAUGGUUCACAGUUCUCUGAAGCCUUUGGGAAGCUUUAUGGCCAAUCAAAACAUGGAGCGAGCAAUGAUGCAGUUGAACCAUCAAGACCUCGGGGUGGAGUUCAUGAGAACUGCAUAACUUGCAUCGUGCCUCUAAGAAAGGGUGGUGAGACUGUUGUGAAGCGUUUCAGCACCUCAGGGUUGGAUGGUAAAUUGGCGAUCUGGGAGUUGGAUGACUACAUUGAUCUUCCACAAUAAGUCCAAGUUGGCUAUCAUUUAAGACUCACCGCAUUGGAAGUUUUGCUUCAGCUCUGUAGCAUCCUUGGUCGUGAUGCAAGCAUGUCUUAAAGGUGAACCUAACUCUGAAGGAUCCCAUCCGCAUUCAAACCCCCACCCACCCUACCUCUUUUGUAUUGUAUACCGAUAUUGCAAUUUUUUUUAGUCUGCAACUUCUUAUCAUUGUCAGCUCAUUUAGAACUUAUUUUCAAUUGAGUGGAUUCUGCCGAUGUUUUUGUAAUCCUUUGGGGUUUCUGACAACUGUGAACUUUCUAGAAAAUGCACAAAGUCAACCUGCGUGCAGGUCGUCAUCGAAAA
This is a messenger RNA of Elaeis guineensis (African oil palm), 1691 nucleotides long. RefSeq names its product actin-related protein 2/3 complex subunit 1B. NCBI's taxonomy places the organism in Eukaryota, Viridiplantae, Streptophyta, Magnoliopsida, Arecales, Arecaceae. Gene Ontology annotation, cellular component: actin cytoskeleton; Arp2/3 protein complex. The record is from RefSeq and is a predicted model, not a curated record. Gene Ontology annotation, molecular function: actin filament binding. Gene Ontology annotation, biological process: Arp2/3 complex-mediated actin nucleation.